AUGGCAGCAGAGGACUCAGAGGUGCCAUCAGACUCAUCUCUUCUGAGCAGCAUCAGUGAAGCCAGGCAGCUGGUAGACACAGCAUAUUUACGUGCCCGAAAAAGCUUAAAGAGAAAACUAAAGGGGAAGGCUGUCAACCCAAUGGAUUUCCUGAAGCACUUAAAGGACCCAGUAGGAAGAACCAGAUCUGCAGUCCGUGCUGGUGAUUACUUGGAAACUACUUUGAAACUCCUCAGUAUGAAGCUGCAUCUCUCUGGGAGACGGAGAUUUAACGUUACAGACCUACUAGACAGAAGACAGAAGGACAUGAUUUCCAAAGAAACUGGCUGUGACUAUCAGGUUCGUUCCAUUAAGUGCCCAGACAAUGACAUCUACCGGACCAUUACUGGGGAGUGCAACAACAGGGAGCAUUCCCAGCUGGGCUCCUCCAACGGCGCGUUCGCUCGCUGGCUCCCUGCAGAGUAUGAGGAUGGGGUGUCUGUGCCCCGAGGAGCCACUGGAGGAAAGCUCUACAACGGAUUCCCACUCCCCCUGGUUCGAAAAGUGUCAAAUGAAAUUGCUCACACAGCCAAUGAGAACAUCACUCCAGACCAAGAGCUCUCCCUUGUCUUCAUGCACUGGGGCCAGUGGGUCAACCACGACAUAGAUUUAGCCCCUUCCAGCGCCGCAGGACCGAACCCAGAACUUCAGUGUGAGACCAGUUGUGCCUUCAAGCCCCCUUGCUUCCCAAUUAAGUUCCCCCCCGAUGACCCCCGGAUGCCGAGGUCCAACUCUUGCAUGCCCUUCAUCCAGUCGGCGGCCGCGUGCAACCCCGGGUUGUUCACCCGCGAGCAGAUCAACGCCGUCAGCUCCUUCAUCGACGCCAGCACCGUGUAUGGCAGCGAGGACUCCCUGGCAAGGAGCAUCAGAAACCAGACAAACCCGCUGGGCUUGAUGGCUGUGAACCAGAAUUUUACUGACGCGGGGCUGGAUUUGUUGCCCUUUGAGGACAAUACGAGAAGUGUUUGUGUGCUCACCAACGAAACCAUGAGCGUCCCCUGUUUCAAAGCAG
This is a messenger RNA of Merops nubicus (carmine bee-eater), 1051 nucleotides long. RefSeq names its product myeloperoxidase-like. Gene Ontology annotation, biological process: response to oxidative stress. The record is from RefSeq and is a predicted model, not a curated record. The annotation marks the transcript as partial. NCBI's taxonomy places the organism in Eukaryota, Metazoa, Chordata, Aves, Coraciiformes, Meropidae. Gene Ontology annotation, molecular function: heme binding; peroxidase activity. The transcript has 7 exons.